Poecile atricapillus (Black-capped chickadee) is the source of this 1017-nucleotide messenger RNA. RefSeq names its product NK2 homeobox 4 (gene NKX2-4). Gene Ontology annotation, cellular component: nucleus. NCBI's taxonomy places the organism in Eukaryota, Metazoa, Chordata, Aves, Passeriformes, Paridae. The coding region runs from base 4 to 1017 and encodes 337 amino acids. Gene Ontology annotation, molecular function: DNA-binding transcription factor activity, RNA polymerase II-specific; RNA polymerase II cis-regulatory region sequence-specific DNA binding. Gene Ontology annotation, biological process: cell differentiation; regulation of transcription by RNA polymerase II. The transcript has 2 exons. The record is from RefSeq and is a predicted model, not a curated record.
GCCAUGUCGCUGAGCCCCAAGCACACGACGCCCUUCUCGGUCACCGACAUCCUCAGCCCGAUGGAGGAGAGCUACAAGAAGUUCGGCGGCAUGGACGGGGCGGGCGGGCUGGGCGCGCCCCUCGGGCCGUACCGCCAGGCGCCCGUGCCCGCCGCCGCCGCCGUCCCGCAGCCCGUCCCCGCCGGGGCGGCCGCCUACCACAUGCCCCACGGCGUCUCGCAGUUCCCGCACGGCGCCGUCGGGGGCUACUGCAACGGCGGGCUGGGCAACGUGGGCGAGCUGCCCGCCUACCCCGAGGGGAUGCGGGGCGGCGCGGCGGCGGGCGGCGGCUGGUACGGGCCCGGCGGCGACCCCCGCUACUCCAGCAUCUCCAGGUUCAUGGGCCCGGCUGCGGGGAUGAACGUGGCCGGCAUGGGCGGCCUGAGCGGCAUCGCCGAGGGCGCCAAGGCCAUCGUGCCGCUGCACGCGGCGCCGCGGAGGAAGAGGAGGGUGCUCUUCUCCCAGGCGCAGGUCUACGAGCUGGAGCGGCGCUUCAAGCAGCAGAAAUACCUGUCGGCUCCGGAGCGGGAGCACCUGGCCAGCCUGAUCCACCUCACCCCCACGCAGGUGAAGAUCUGGUUCCAGAACCACCGCUACAAGAUGAAGCGCCAGGCCAAGGACAAGGCGGCCGCCCAGCAGUUGCACCCCGACGGCGGCGGCGGCGGCGGCGGCCUGUGCCAGCAGCCCUCUCCGCGCCGCGUGGCCGUGCCGGUGCUGGUGAAGGACGGCAAACCCUGCCCGCCGCCGGGCAGCGGCACCCCGGGCCCCGGGCCCGCCGCCCCCGCGGCCCCCGCUGCCGCCGCCGCCGCGCACCCGCACCCCGGCUCGCUGGGGCAGGCGGCAGACCUGGAGGAGCUGUCGCCCAGCCCACCCGCGCUGCACGGCCCCGUGGCCCCCCUGGCCCCCCUGGACUCGGCCGGCGUCGACUACAACGGCGGCAUGGUCAGCCCCAACCUGCUGUACGGCAGGACGUGGUAA